Penicillium angulare is the source of this 2580-nucleotide messenger RNA. RefSeq lists its product as uncharacterized. The transcript has a single exon. Bases 1 to 2580 code for a protein of 859 amino acids. Lineage: Eukaryota; Fungi; Ascomycota; Eurotiomycetes; Eurotiales; Aspergillaceae. The record is from RefSeq and is a predicted model, not a curated record.
AUGCGUUUCUUUCCAGUCCUCGCGACUGCCUUCCUGGCCGUCUCCUCGGUCACAGGCGCGUCGCCUGCCGCCGCGUCCUCGUCAGUUGCUGCUACGCAAGAUGAUACAAACAGCGCCGAUGCCAAUGAUGCAGCCAAUAGUGUGGCGAACGCGGCUACUACCGCGCUGAACCAGAAUAGCCCAGCUGCCGCCGUCACAACUACCGCUGCCGCGGCUAAUAAUGAUAAUAACGCCGCCUCAUCUGAUGACGAGACAAAUGCUGCGGAGACCACUGCCGCUUCCGCGAACAAUGCUGCUAACCAGGGUAACAAUGAUACUCCUUCCGCUUCCACGAACAAUGCCCCCGUUGAGACGAGUGCCGCAGCCGCUAACACAAACGGUGCUGCAGAGACUACUGCUGCUGCUGCAAACACCGCUGCUACUUCCAAGGCUGCUGGCAAUGCUGCUUCCAGCACUGCUGCCGCUUCUGUUGCCGAGACUGGCUCCGCUACAUCCACCGGUUCUUCCACCAAGUCUACUGCCUCUAGCGACUCUAGCGAUAGCUCCAGCGACGACAGCAACCUUCUCAGUGGCUUGGAGAGCCUUCUCUCCGGCUCUGGCCUUGGCGACAUUGGUACCGAACUGGGUGACCUUCUCAAGGGUAUUAGCGGUCUCCUGAACCCUAGCCUGCUGAGCGAGAUUGAGGACACCUUCAAGUACCUCUCUACUUCCUUGGCUCCUCCCGUGGACACCAACAUUCGCGUUCUGCUGUCUAACGACAACACCCAGGCUCUUGGUGACCUUAUUACCAACGCUAACACCUUGCUGUCUGCCAAGAACACCAAGACUCUGAGCAGCAUCCUGUCUAAGGCCGAUGCCCUGCUGUCCGAGCAGAACCUCAAUGGAAUUCAGAAGCUCCUGGACAACAUCGACAAGGUCAACGACAUUGUCGACAAUGCCGACACUCUGCUCACUGCUAAGAACGUCAAGUCUAUCGAGAGCUUGGUCGACAACGCCAACGAUCUGCUCACUACCGAUGUUACCAACGCUCUCAAGAAGAUUCUGGGCGAUGUUGUUACCCUGCUGCCCAACCUGGAAGACUUCCUUACCAAGGAGACUUUCACCGAGCUCGGCAACUUGCUCAAGAACGGCAACUCUCUGCUCACCGACAACUUUGUUACCGAGACCAAGUCUUUGGUUGCUGGUGCUUCCAACUUGUUGACCACUUCCGUCACCAAUGCCCUCAAGGAGAUCCUCGAUGCCGUCGUUCCUCUCCUUCCCGAGGUCAAGAGCCUGCUCACCAACAGCACAAUCUCGGAUAUCCAAACUUUGCUGGAGAACGGCAACUCUCUGCUUACCGACAGCUUCGUUUCGGAGACCAAGUCUUUGGUUGCUGGUGCUUCCAACUUGUUGACCACUUCCGUGACCAACGCUCUCAAGGAGAUCCUCAACGCUGUUGUUCCCUUACUGCCUCAGCUCAAGAGCUUCCUCACCACCUCGACCAUCACCGAGCUGGAGAACCUUCUCAAGAACGGCAACUCUCUGCUUACCGACAACUUCGUUUCGGAGACCAAGUCUUUGGUUGCUGGUGCUUCCGGUCUUUUGACCACGUCUGUCACCAACGCUCUGAAGGAGAUCCUCACUGCUGUUGUUCCAUUGCUCCCCGAGGUCAAGAACCUGCUCACCAACGAUACUAUUUCGGAUAUCCAGACUUUGCUCACAAACGGCAACUCUCUGUUGACCGAUUCUUUCGUAUCCGAGACCAAGUCCCUGGUUGCCGGUGCCUCGGGCCUCCUGACCACCUCCGUGAUCAACGCUCUGAAGGAGAUUCUCAGUGCUGUCGUGCCCCUGCUCCCCGAGCUCAAGAGUUUCCUCACCAAGGAUACCCUGGACGAGCUCGAGGACCUGCUCACCAACGGCAACUCCCUUCUCACCAGCUCUUUCGUCAACCAAACAAAGACUCUGGUCGGGAAUGCCGACGAUCUUCUCACUCCAUCCCUGGUCUCGGGUCUCAAGAGCAUUCUCAGCCAGAUCACUCCUAUCCUGCCCGAGGUGGAGAAGCUUCUGACAAAGAGCUACAUCGACAUGAUCGCAUCUCUCUUGACAAACGCCAACGACCUCCUGUCCCCAACGUUUGUCAACGAGACCGAGUCUCUGAUCUCAGGCGCUCACGAUCUCCUCACACCAUACGUCGUCGGCGGUCUCAGCGACCUGCUCAACCACCUCGUCCCAGUCGUCCCCAACAUCACAACGGACUUCCUGAACGCCACGACACUCAAGAACCUGACCUACCUCCUCGGCAACGGUACUGUGCUCCUGGACACCGCCUUCGUCUCCGAUACCAAGAAUCUGAUCGACGAGGCUGGCGAACUCCUCACGCCUUCUACCGUCAAGUCUCUCAGUGGCCUGGUCAGCUCCCUCGACAAGUCUAUGCCAGAGCUCGAGUCUCUUCUCCAGCCUGGUACUAUCAAGGAAUUGCACACUCUCUUGAACAACGCUGGUGAUCUGCUCACUGCUAAGUUCGUAAACGAGACAUCUACUAUUAUUAAUGAUGUUUCUGGAUUGUUGCCCUUGGUCGAGGGUAUCUUGAACUCGCUGUAA